AUGUUACGCUCUGUUUGGUUGCUAGGAUUGGAGGCUCUAAAUGUUGGCUUUGAUUUGUUAGUAACCAUACGGAGUUUUGAGGAAUCCUGCCCUAUGGUGAAAAACAUUCUUCUGUUGGACUCUGAAGGGAAGCGAGUUGCGGUCAAAUACUAUUCAGAUGAUUGGCCGACCAAUAGUGCAAAGUUAGCUUUUGAAAAAUCUCUUUUUACAAAGACUAUGAAAUCAAAUGCUCGAACGGAAGCGGAGAUUACAAUGUUUGACAGCAACAUUAUCAUCUACAAAUUUGUCCAGGACCUUCAUUUUUAUGUGACUGGAGGUGAGGAUGAAAAUGAACUCAUCUUGGCUGCAGUUCUUCAGGGUUUCUUUGAUUCAGUCUCUCUCCUCUUGAGGAGCAAUGUUGAGAAAAGGGAGGCACUUGAGAACUUAGAUCUCAUUUUCUUAUGCCUUGAUGAGAUUGUUGAAAGAGGCAUGAUCCUCGAAACAGAUGCUAAUGUUAUCGCUGGAAAGGUUGCUGUAAACAGCAUGGAUCCCAGUGCGCCUUUAUCGGAGCAGACAAUAGGUCAAGCAUUGGCUACAGCUCGGGAACACUUGACAAGAACCCUUUUUCAAACCACCACUUAUAGGUCCUUGGCCUGGGGUGAUGCCAAGAGAUCGUUCCUUUGGCGGUGUAUUUUUGGUGAAAUUGGGGUGUGUUUAUUGCUUCUUGUGGUGGUCCAGCAGGUGGUUCUAGGGGUGUGGUCAGCCAGAGCUUCCUUGCUGAAGCUUCUACUUGGUAGAGGCGCUUUGAUGAUGUGGGUUCAGUUCCCCACGUCUCCAUUACCUGCACGCGGUGGCUUGGCUGGGGUGAUGGAGGUUUCUGCGGUAGUUGGGAGGUGUUAG
Messenger RNA from Dovyalis caffra, 879 nucleotides. NCBI's taxonomy places the organism in Eukaryota, Viridiplantae, Streptophyta, Magnoliopsida, Malpighiales, Salicaceae. The record is from the annotation of a GenBank genome assembly.